Orcinus orca (killer whale) is the source of this 2207-nucleotide messenger RNA. It is a transcript of the gene TMEM138, whose product is annotated as transmembrane protein 138. Gene Ontology annotation, cellular component: cilium. The record is from RefSeq and is a predicted model, not a curated record. Lineage: Eukaryota; Metazoa; Chordata; Mammalia; Artiodactyla; Delphinidae. Bases 992 to 1306 code for a protein of 104 amino acids. The transcript has 4 exons.
CAGAAGGAAGAUGCUCCAGACCAGUAACUAUAGCCUGGUGCUCUCCCUGCAGUUCCUGCUGCUGUCCUAUGACCUCUUUGUCAAUUCCUUCUCGGAGCUACUCCGAAUGGCUCCCGUCAUACAGCUGGUGCUCUUCAUAAAUAUUGUCUUACGGUGCCAUGAAAGAGGGUUACAAAAUGUCAAGUAGGGCUUCCCUGGUGGCGCAGUGGUUGAGAGUCCGCCUGCUGAUGCAGGGGACGCGGGUUCGUGCCCCAGUCCGGGAAGAUCCCACAUGCCGCAGAGCGGCUGGGCCCGUGAGCCGUGGCCGCUGAGCCUGCGCGUCUGGAGCCUGUGCUCCACAACGGGAGAGACCACAAUAGUGAGAGGCCCGCAUACUGCAAAAAAAAAAAAAAAAAAAAAAAAAGGUAAUUUCAAAUAGUAAUAAAUGUUAUACAAUGGAUAUAAAGUACCUGGGGUGGGGAGGGAAAGGCUACUUUAGGUAGUGGGGUGAAAGAAAAGUCUUUUUGAAGAGGGGACAUUUGCACUGAGACAUGAGACGUGAAUGGCACUAAGGCAGCCAGGCAUGCACAGAUGAGGGAAGGUGCAUUGCUGUCUUGCUAGAGGAAAACGUCUGACAGGACCAGGUUAUGUGACAGACAGGGCUGGCAUUUUCUGGAUACAGGGAGGAAACUAGCUGCUUCUCACAGGUGCCUGGGAGCUUUGUUGAGUGGGGAGUGUCAGCAGGAAAGCCUUGUCCAUAGACUGCCACUCAACUGAUGGGGCCAGCGGGUAGUUUUAGCUUCGUGUCAUUUGGGGUCCAAAACCCAAACUACCUCUGGGGGGGUUUCAGCGGACUAUAUAUAACAAGGAAGGACAGACUCCAUGGUGUCCCUUAGGACUCAGGGCUGGCUCUUGGGUCCUCCCCAGGCCUCCAUUUGGCCGUCCUUUUGUUUUCUGUGUCUGCAGCAUCCAGGAUAUUGCAGUCCUCUUCAACAUCAUCAUCAUUUUCCUCAUGUUCUUCAACACCUUCGUCUUCCAGGCUGGCCUCGUCAACCUCCUCUUCCAUAAGUUCAAAGGGACCAUCAUCCUGACAGCUGUGUACUUCACCCUCAGCAUCUCCCUUCAUGUCUGGGUCAUGAACUUACGCUGGAAAAACUCCAACCGCUUUGUCUGGACAGAUGGACUUCAAACGUUAUUUGUAUUCCAGAGACUAGCGGCAGUGUUAUACUGUUACUUCUACAAACAGACAGCUGUGAGACUGGGUGAUCCUCGCUUCUAUCAGGACUCCUUAUGGCUGCGCAAGGAGUUCAUGCAAGUCCGAAGGUGACCGCUUCUUGUCACACUGAUGGAUGCCUUUCCUUCCUGACAGAAGCCACAUUUGGGGCUCUGCAGAGGGGAUGGUCAGCCCUGUGCACUAGGAAGCAGCUUGACAUUUCUAGGACAGGCCCAGGCCAGUUGUGUUCAGCAGUUGAGAAGGAAGAUCCUCCCUCUAGCAAAUGAAAGUGUUCCCUAAUACAGACUCCCGUACAUCAUCCCUUCCCGGCCUCCUGCCGCAGUUCUGCCCCCUUUCCUUUCCUGUUCUCUACCCCUCUUCCUCACAGAGGGCUCUGUGGCUUUAUCCUGGGGAAGCUUUCCACUGAGCCCAGUACAGGAGGAACUCCCAGCCCCUGUUCCAUUUGCACUACACACUGAUGACUGAAGGAUGCAAAGAGUGACUUUUCUGGGCUCCUGACUGAUCACACCUCAGACAUUUAGAUUUUAUACCCAAGGUACUUUUUCUACAUUUUAUAAAUAGGAAGUAAAUUCUUUACCAUAAAUGAUGGCCUCUCUGCCUCGCUAGAUCUCUUCGUGGUUAAGAGACAUGCCAAGUCCUAGCCUUAGCAUCUACUUGGUCCAGUGGCAGAUGGAGCCACAGAGCAAAUACGGAUAUUUACUGAAUCCCACUGUGAGGACAAGGUGAAAUUCGGGAUGUAAUUUGAUGCCCCACCCCCAUCCCUGGUGUUCCAGACUUCUGUGUUUUAUUCAGUCUCUCCCCCUGUCAGAGCCCUAAAUUGCCUUCAGAAGAGUAAAAAGGUUCCCUAGACUCUUUUGGCAAAAGAAAAGUUUGUGUGCCCAUAGUAUCAGUUUUCUACUGCCAGAAUAAUGUUGUGUAACAGACCCAGCACCAACCUUCAGUGGCAUGUAACAAUAAACAGUUCCAUGGCUCUUGAGUCUUGGGGUUCAGCUGA